AUAUCGUAUUUAGUGACCGUAUGAAUAAUAUCGCGUGCAAGUGGGGAUGAAGAUGAGCUAUAAAACGAUGGUCUGAUUUUAUGCCACUAUCAAUAACUUUUAGUUGUUUUCGUGGGUAACUUCAGUUACCUACUCGAGUGUAAAAUGAGAGCUUUUGUGCUCGUUGCCGCAUUGGCGGCCCUUGUUAAUGGCAGGCCGGAAGCCGGAUACAGUUAUAAGCCACCGUCGGGAAGUUACGGUGCACCCGGUGGACAUGGUGGCGGAAUUUCCAUAACGGGAGGCGGUGGUGGAUUCGGUGCUAGUGGAGGAGGAGGAUUCGGGAUAAGUGGCGGCGGUGCCAGCUUUGCUCACGGUGGGGGAAGCUUUGCGUCGCACGGAGGCUCGAUUGGAUUCGGCGGAGGUGGACACGGUGACGUCGGUUUUGGAGGAGGCGGCGGUUUUGGAGGAGGAGGCGGUUUCGAUUAUCACGGCGGUGGCGGUUCAGUUGUACAGAAACAUAUUUACGUACACGUCCCUCCACCAGAACCGGAGGAAUACCACCCUCCCAAACAUUACCCAGUCGCGCCAGCUCAGAAGCACUACAAAAUCAUUUUCAUUAAGGCACCUACGCCUCCUACACCGACCGUUCCAGUUAUACCAGUACAACCUCAAAACGAAGAGAAGACCCUGGUCUACGUUUUGGUGAAGAAACCCGAAGAAGCCCCCGAAAUCCACAUUCCACAAGCGGCACCAACUCAGCCAACCAAACCAGAAGUAUACUUCAUCAGGUACAAGACACAAAAGGACCAUUCGGGUGGCGGUUUAAUUGGCGGCGGCGGCGGAAGCGGAGGACUCAUUGACGGAGGUGGACUAGUGGGAGGCGGCGUUUCCGGGGGAGGAAUUUCCGGCGGUCACAUUAGCGGAGGCGGUAUUUCUGGCGGACACAUUAGCGGAGGCGGAAUUUCCGGCGGACACAUUAGCGGAGGAGGCCUCGAUGGAGGCAUUUCCGUUGGUCACAUUGGCGGAGGAGGUCACAGCGGCGGCGGCGUUUCCGCUAGCUACGGACCUCCCGGAAAAAGCGGCCCUUAUUAAUUAGUUCGUAAAUACUUGAGAUCAUACGGGGUUCCCCUAAUCCUGUACCUACCUGCCUGACCUGUGGGAUUGUGAUAGUCCAUCUACCAUUACCUUUUGUACAUAUUUUUCACGUUACUCACUUAGUUAAUGUUAUUAUUAUCAUUAUUAUUUUUAUUGCAAAAAAAUACGGUGACAAAUAAAUGUAUUUUUUUUAAA
Messenger RNA from Photinus pyralis (common eastern firefly), 1269 nucleotides. RefSeq names its product H/ACA ribonucleoprotein complex subunit 1-like. NCBI's taxonomy places the organism in Eukaryota, Metazoa, Arthropoda, Insecta, Coleoptera, Lampyridae. The record is from RefSeq and is a predicted model, not a curated record. The coding region runs from base 145 to 1071 and encodes 308 amino acids. The transcript has 2 exons.